Molecule: messenger RNA, 831 nt
Organism: Hypanus sabinus (Atlantic stingray)
Lineage: Eukaryota; Metazoa; Chordata; Chondrichthyes; Myliobatiformes; Dasyatidae
Product: probable G-protein coupled receptor 139
Exons: 1
Coding region: 1-831 (276 amino acids)
Biological process (GO): G protein-coupled receptor signaling pathway
Cellular component (GO): membrane
Molecular function (GO): G protein-coupled receptor activity
Source: RefSeq, a predicted model, not a curated record
AUGGCAGCGGCGGAUCUGUUGGCCAUUGUCACUGAGGUUAUUUUGUAUCGUAUUAGUAAACACUAUUUUCCGAUGAGUUUCCUCGACAUUACCCCUGUGUGCAGGUCUAUAUAUGUACUCUCGUAUGUUGCAAUAGACUGUUCAGUCUGGUUCACUGUAACUUUCACCCUCGACCGACAUGUUGUCAUCUGCUGCCAGAAGCUUAGAUCCAAGUAUAACAACGAGAGAACGGCGGCUUUGAUCCUGGCAACAAUAGGCACUCUCCUUUGUGUCAAAAACGUACCGCUCUACUUCGCUCAGAAAUCCGUAGAGGUCAUAGACAACGUACCCUGGUUAUGUGUAAUGAUGAACAAUUUUUACACUGAUCCUGGCUGGGUGGCAUUUGACGGGGUCAUUAUGAUUUUAACUCCAUUACUGCCUUUCGUUGUAAUUGUGCUACUCAAUGCUCUCACAGUCAGGCAUAUUUUAGUUGCCAGUCGGGUACGGAAGGGGCUGCGUGGUCGAAGCGAAGGUAAAAACCACAGUGAUCCGGAGAUGGAGAGCAGGAGGAGGUCGGUAGUUUUACUUGUCACCCUCUCUGGUAGCUUUAUCGUACUGUGGCUGACGGUUGUUGUUGAUUUCGCCUAUUAUCAGAUCACGGGGACAGCAGCUGAUCGAAAUGAUUCUGAAGAGAUCUUUCACGAUGUAGCAUAUUUACUGAGUAAUGUCAGCUGCUGCACGAACACAUUCAUUUAUGCCGCCACCCAAUCAAAGUUCAGGGAACAGGUCAAGAAAGCGGUGACAUAUCCAGCCGCUUCAUUACGCCAGUUGCUGAAUAAAAUCGUAUCCUGA